GUAAGAGAGAGAGGGAGAGGUGCGCCCAGGCAGAUCGACUGAAGAGCGUGUGUGUGCAAACUGGGAUGAGUAAAUGCACCGGGCGACUUAGCUGUUGAUACAGCCAGAGAGAGAGAGAGAGAGAGAGAGAGAGAGAGAGCGAGAGAGAGUGUGUGUGCACGAAAGCGAGAGAGAGAGAGAGAGCGAGAGAGAGAGAGAGUGAGAGAAGAAGUGAAAGGGAGAGAAAAGAGGAAAGAAAGAAGCAAAGAAGAGAAAGGGAGGAUACUACAACUACAACUAUGCUGUGCUGCAUAAGAAGAACCAAACCGGUGGAGAAGAAUGAGGAGGCUGACCAGAAGAUUGAGCAGGAUGGCACCACCAACAAACCUGAGGACAAGGCUCACAAGGCUGCUACCAAAAUACAGGCCAGCUUCCGCGGACACAUAACUCGGAAAAAGAUGAAAGAUGGAGAGGAAGAGAAGGAGGAAGACAGUCCUGCUGCUGCAGAGGCAACAGAGGAUGGAGAGGAGGCAAAGAAAGCAGAGGGUGAGGAGGCACCUGCAAAGGAGGAAGCUGCAGGAGAGGAGGCCAAGAAGGAGGAGGAGUCAAGCCAAGCCAAAAGCCCAGUGGCAGACAAGCCAGCUAAUUCUCCUGCAGCUGCAUCCCCUGCAGACGCAGCCACGUCUCCAGUAGCGGCGGCACCUGCUGCUGUCUCUCCUACGGCCGCCACAGCGCCCUCUGAGCCCCCAAAAGAGGAGCCAAAGGCAGAGGAGAAAGCUGAGGAGAAGCCCAAAGAGGUGGAGGUCCCAGCGGCCAAGAGUCCCACUACAGCCACAGCUGAGGACAAAAAGGAGGAGAAGAGUGAAGAGAAAAAGGAGGAGGCCAGACAAGCCGAUGUGCCUGCUGCUGUCAGCCCGACAGCUGAGAAGGAGGAGCCUAACCAAACAAAAGAUAAACAAGAUGCUGCAGAGGAGUCUAAAGCAGAGGAGGCCACCCCGGCUGAUGCAGCAGCGGAGGCCACCGAGUCCAAGGACGACUAAGUUUAACCUUAAAGAAGCAGAAUUAAGAGUAUGAAGAAUAACACAAAAACAAAAAUCUAAAAAGGUUGCUCUUUGCCUUCCCGAUGCGAAGGCAGUCCGUUUCUAUUUGUUUGUCAUUUUUUGUGUGGCAAUGAUUUUCUCAUGUUGGGGGAGUUUCCAGCGUGAAGUUUUUUGGCUCAAGCUAAUACUAUGAGAAAGUGGUGAUGAUGUUGUUGUUGAUGAUGCUGAUUAUGGAAAGUGAUUGUUACCUUUGAUGUUGAUGUUGAUGGCGAGGAGGGUUUGAUUUGGAACAUCUUCACUAUUUAUUGUGUGUGAAUCAGUGGUAGAAUGAAUGCUCCCAACUGGAGAUUUACACAUUUAAAAUGCAUUGCAAAUGCACUCUGCUUUAUUUGCAUAUUGCAAUGCACCUCCUUUAAACACACUUUGCAAAUAAAAUCUGUUCUUCUGCACAUGCACACAAAAACAGGCUAGUUUUUAAAAUAUAACUUUAGUUUUCAACACCGUACAAGUGUUUUGAAAACACAGCAAAUAGUUAAUGUUCUGACACAUUGGGUUGAGAAUAGAAUGUAUUAUUAAAUGUGUGAUAUUUCCAGUUGGGUUACUCUAUCCUGGAUCCAAACGAAUCAUACAGGACGAGACUAUUACUCUCUCUAUAUAUAUUCUGCUUGAGUCGUUCAAGCUUGGUUUACACCCCUUUUACAAACUGUUUACUCACAUUUACAGUAAAGGACCUGUUGCCAUUUAAAUAUAUUAAAUAUACAAAUCAGCUAUACUACUGAUGUAAAUGGCUUUUACAUGAUGAUUUGUGUUCUGCCAAACAAUCGUGAGAACAGUAGCAUGAACCAUCGAACCAGAUGCAUGAUGGGAACUCUCCCUCUGAGAGGAACUUUUUCGCAGUCACAAAAACUUAAGAGGUGUGGCGGCUUCUUUUUGAUGUCUUUGGUGUUGUUAUGACAGUUUCUAAGAAUUGGAAAAAUACUCUUGCACUGAUGUUAAGAAAAAAGUCAAACAAAAAUCAAACGAGCAAAAACAAAAAAUACUUUUCCUAUGUUCAAGUGAGUGCAAUGUCCAGUUUCAACCUUAUCAAGGAGUUCAAACUUGUGAGAAAAAAAAAUAUGAAAAAAAACUAAAAUGGUUUCAAUGUCUGUUUUCAAAAUAAAGCAAAUGUGCCAAUUACCA
This is a messenger RNA of Sphaeramia orbicularis (orbiculate cardinalfish), 2198 nucleotides long. RefSeq names its product growth associated protein 43 (gene gap43). Gene Ontology annotation, molecular function: protein binding. NCBI's taxonomy places the organism in Eukaryota, Metazoa, Chordata, Actinopteri, Kurtiformes, Apogonidae. Bases 279 to 1019 code for a protein of 246 amino acids. The transcript is spliced from 3 exons. Gene Ontology annotation, biological process: regulation of growth. The record is from RefSeq and is a predicted model, not a curated record.